AGAAGAGGACAUGGAAAGCACAAACCUGAACAAGAAAAGAUCUGGUCAGAAGAGGCAGAGGAGCAGAUCUCCAGUCCCGCCCCAAAGGAACAUAGUGGGCUGCAGAAUUUCCCAUGAGUGGAAGGAAGGCAAUGGUCUGAUCACACAGUGGAAGGGUACUGUGCUGGAUCAGGUGCCUGUAAACCCCUCUCUCUACCUGGUGAAAUAUGAUGGGGUAGACUGUGUCUAUGGACUGGAACUCCAAACAGAUGAGAGGGUAUUGUCCCUAAAAGUUCUUGCUGACAAGGUGACAUCUCAAGCCACUGAUGUCAGCCUUGCUCAUACCAUAAUUGGCAAAGCAGUGGCGCACAGGUUUGAGGGUGAGCAUGGUUCUAAAGAGGAAUGGAGAGGCAUGGUCCUGGGCCAAGCACCAGUGCUAAAUAGUAGUUUUUAUAUGACUUACGAGAGAGAUCCCGUGUUGUACGUAUACCAGGUUCUAGAAGAUUUUAAAGAGGGAGACCUCCGUAUCUUGGAAGGGUUCAGUGAUCCCCCUCCCUUAGACAUCAACCUGGAGCUUAUGCAUGGCCUGGUAGGCACACAGGUGGGAUACACCAAAGGUGAUGGCACAAGAAGGGUCGGAAUGAUCAUUCGGCAGGUUGAGGCCAAGCCCACUGUGUUCUUUGUCAAGUUUGACAAUGAUUCACUUAUCUAUGUCUAUCACGUGGUAAAGAAGUUCUAG
Molecule: messenger RNA, 718 nt
Organism: Apodemus sylvaticus (European woodmouse)
Lineage: Eukaryota; Metazoa; Chordata; Mammalia; Rodentia; Muridae
Product: spindlin-2-like
Exons: 1
Coding region: 11-718 (235 amino acids)
Biological process (GO): regulation of DNA-templated transcription; gamete generation
Cellular component (GO): cytosol; nucleoplasm
Source: RefSeq, a predicted model, not a curated record